GGCGUUCAGGUAACUUCGUCUCGACCGCUGCACGAGCUGGCACUGGCGCCAUUAAACAAAAUGGCACGACGCCAACCCGCGAUUCGCCCCCAAAUUCGCGAUUCCCCGCCCCGCUCCGGCUAAGAUUCCGUCCGCGUCGAGCCCCCGUUCCCCGAAUCGGCCGCGGAUCCGAGCUGCCCGCGCCGCCGGCUUACUAUCGGAUAAUAUGUUGUUCACACACGAGAAGAAUGCUGACCAAUUUGAUCUUCUUUCUUAUGGUAACAUGAGGGGACUAGACAGUAGUGGAAAUUCUGAGGAAUCCAAUUUUCGUAAUGGCUGUAAGGACAGUUCUUCAGUUUCUCCUGAGAACUUCAGCUUCCCUUGGCUCCCUGUCGAAAAUUGCCAAUCUGCCACACUAAAUCACGACAAGCGGCCUCAUUCUGAUGUCAACCCAUGCCAAGUUGCUUGCAAACGUCCAAAGCAAACAGACCACGAUGCCUGGUUAUAUUCCUUUGAGGAACACCCUUUCACCAGGGAGGCUGAAAUAUCUGCUUCAGCUUUGGCUGAUGAAUUAGUCAAGACCAGACAACUGGAUCACAUUCCUGCAAAUAAUGGUGCCACAACCUGCAGUGUUAGUUCAGGCAUCCCUUGUCCUAACCGUGAGCAAUCAGUUGGAGUGGAAAACUUACACUUACCUGAUUGGGUGACUUCUUUCCCUGGUUAUUUUGAAGAUUGUGGGCCAGUUGCUGGAUAUAACCUGGUUGAUGACAUUGAUUUGCCUGUUCAUGAGCACCUCCCUAGAAAGGCUGUGCCAAUUGGACCUGAGCACCAGGCUGACAUUCCAGAAUGGAGACCACGAGUCUCUGUGAGUGUACCUGGUGGUUCUGGUUUUUGUGCUGAUCUGGGUUGUAGUACUGCUUCUACUUCAGAACCUGUUUCCCGAGGUUAUGACUGUGAGAGUGACAAGUGGGUCAGGGACACUAUCAUUCCAAUAUCAUCCUGCUCAUCUCCUGCAGACUGGGUUGGAGACAACAAAAUAGAUUGUGACUGCAGCGAUGAAGGUUCUGUUAGGUGUGCAAGACAGCAUGUUAUUGAAGCAAGGGGAACUCUCAAAAUGAGCUUGGGACAGGACAAGUUUCGUGAGCUAGGCCUGUGUGAAAUGGGAGAGGAUAUCGCUCAGAGAUGGACUGAUGAUGAGGAGAAGCGAUUUGAAAGAGUUGUUUUCUCAAAAUCUGUCUCCUUGGGGAAAAACUUUUGGGAUCACCUCCCACAUGCAUUUCCUAGUAAAACUAGUAAGGAUCUUGUUAGCUAUUACUUUAAUGUCUUCAUGCUUCGGAAGAGGGCUCAGCAGAACAGGUCAGACCUGUUGCGAGUGGACAGUGAUGAUGAUGAACUGCAUGGUGACUCACCAGUACCUGGGCAGGAGGAAGAGGAUUCUGCAGUGAUUCCCCCUAAACAUGAAUAUUUCAUCAACAAUUCUCUGCCCAUAGAGGGUAACCAUAAAGAAUAUGAAGGAGAACAUAUUGCUGGACCUUCUUUCCAUGGGGACGAAAUUGAAAAUGCAGGUGAGUGCAGACAUCUACCAAACCAGAUGCCUCUGUAUUCAACUGCAGAGAAUAUAGCACAUGUCUACAACCAAAAUGAGUCGCGAGCAUCAUUUGACGGCUGACACAAUGGUGCUCGUGCUCCUAAAGGAGUUCAGUGUGCUGAGUUUUCGCCGAAUCAUGCUACAAGAAACCUUGGGAACCAAGGUGCAUCUAUGUAGAUGUUGUACAGAGAGGAUAUGUCGAAUAAUCUGGAGUGCAACCACAAGUUAUGUAAAAAGAACUGUGAGCAGCAAUCUAGUAAUGCAUAGCCAGAACUUCUGCAGAAGCUUGAAUAUGACAUCUACUUCAGACUGUUGCUCUGCUCGACUGGAAUUCUGCUCUGAGAUGCUGUGAUGUGCCGUGGCUCAUGUAGCUGAAACAUCCGGCCACUUAUCCAUUAAGAGUCUGUUUGGAUCAGCUAAAGUUGAGGGCUAUUAGUAUUUAUAUUUUUGCUAAAGUUUUUGAGUCUUGGCUAAAGUUUAGCUCACCCUAUUAGUACUCCUGUUUGGAUGGGCUAGUGCUAAAGUUUAGCAUUUUUGGACAUUAGCACUUGGAUCCAAACACCCCUAAGUGAACAGGGAUAAUGGAAGCCUCAUGGAGAUGUACAUUCUUCAGCAUGUCGAGCCUUUUUGCUGCAUUUUGUGAAGUGCAUAUGGAGCCAAACUGAGUGCUCGUUCACGGGGUUUUUGUUUCUCCCCCUCAUUCGUUGAAUUAAUACUGUUGUAUGUGCAAUCAAUUGUGCUGUGUCCAUGUAAAAAGCCAUUAUUCGAGGGAUGCCCAAUGUAUUCAUUUCCAGAUAUUGUAACAGCACGUUAUAAAGUUGCUGUUAUCCGGGUGAU
Messenger RNA from Panicum hallii, 2404 nucleotides. RefSeq lists its product as uncharacterized. The record is from RefSeq and is a predicted model, not a curated record. The transcript has 3 exons. Bases 206 to 1648 code for a protein of 480 amino acids. Lineage: Eukaryota; Viridiplantae; Streptophyta; Magnoliopsida; Poales; Poaceae.